AUGAGCCUGACCUCGCGACUAUUCGGCCUGUUUUCGACAACGGCGGCUUCGGCGGACUCGACUGCGGCAGCACAAACCCCGGCGCCUUUGGUUCAUCAUGAGAUAAUCCUUCCGGGUUCUACCCGGCAUGCCCGGGAUGACCAUAUGUUGGAGGAGGAGCCCCGUCCGCCAUAUCUUCAUGCAAUGCUAGCGGGUGGAACUGGAGGAACAUGUGGUGAUAUGUUGAUGCACUCGUUGGACACCGUCAAAACCCGGCUACAAGGCGACCCGAAUUUCCCGCCUCGGUACACUUCGAUGACCUCGUCAUAUGCGACUAUCUAUCGACAAGAAGGUUUCUUCCGUGGGUUAUACGGUGGAGUCACGCCAGCGGCGCUGGGCUCUUUUCCCGGCACGGUGGUAUUCUUCGGCUGUUACGAGUACACGAAGCGGGCGAUGAUCGAUGCGGGCAUCAACCAGAACAUCGCAUAUCUAUCGAGUGGUUUCUUGGCCGAUUUGGCGGCUUCCAUCGUUUACGUCCCCUCGGAGGUCCUGAAGACUCGACUACAACUUCAAGGCCGAUACAACAACCCACAUUUCAACUCAGGCUACAACUACCGCGGCAUGACUGAUGCCUUCCGAACUAUCAUUCACCAAGAGGGCUUCUCAGCGCUGUAUCACGGCUACAAAGCUACCAUUUACCGUGAUCUCCCAUUCUCUGCGCUGCAAUUUGCAUUCUACGAGCAAGAGCAGAACAUUGCAAAGCAAUGGGUCGGACACCGGGAUAUUGGACUGACCUUGGAAAUUCUUACGGCGGCUACUGCAGGUGGAAUGGCUGGCGUGAUUACCUGCCCAUUGGAUGUGGUUAAAACGCGCAUUCAAACUCAGCAAAAUCCUCCGUCAAAGUCCACCCGGUUAUGUAGCGCGAAAUUCGCUAGCGAUCACGUCCCGAAGGAAAGCCCGCGGCCCCAUGCUCCUAGUUCGUCCCAAUCACACGCGUCGUCGAGGACGCACUCGCGACCGAUUUCCACCUCGUCACCCUCUACAUCGGUCUCUCCUCCUGGAGCUCCACGGCUAGACACAUCAUCCGUGUUCACGGGACUGAAGAUGAUCUACCGUACCGAGGGCUUUGCGGGGUGGUUCCGCGGCGUGGGCCCACGCGGUGUGUGGACCAGCAUUCAAAGCGGAACCAUGCUGGUGAUGUACCAGUAUCUCCUCAAGCAACUCGAGAUUUACCAUGGCUCUUUGGACGAGAGCCAACCGUUGUGA
This is a messenger RNA of Penicillium daleae, 1245 nucleotides long. Its product is annotated as putative mitochondrial carrier protein. Gene Ontology annotation, biological process: magnesium ion export from mitochondrion. The record is from RefSeq and is a predicted model, not a curated record. NCBI's taxonomy places the organism in Eukaryota, Fungi, Ascomycota, Eurotiomycetes, Eurotiales, Aspergillaceae. The transcript has 2 exons. Gene Ontology annotation, molecular function: magnesium ion transmembrane transporter activity. The coding region runs from base 1 to 1245 and encodes 414 amino acids.